Dromaius novaehollandiae (emu) is the source of this 4332-nucleotide messenger RNA. RefSeq names its product hepatocyte nuclear factor 4 gamma (gene HNF4G). The transcript is spliced from 10 exons. Gene Ontology annotation, molecular function: zinc ion binding; RNA polymerase II cis-regulatory region sequence-specific DNA binding; nuclear receptor activity. Gene Ontology annotation, biological process: positive regulation of transcription by RNA polymerase II; anatomical structure development; cell differentiation. The record is from RefSeq and is a predicted model, not a curated record. Lineage: Eukaryota; Metazoa; Chordata; Aves; Casuariiformes; Dromaiidae. Bases 97 to 1461 code for a protein of 454 amino acids.
GUGACACAGUUAUAGUUAACUUUGGAUUAUCAACCACUGUGAAACAGAAUGGAGCGCUUGUACAUUUGAGCAGCUUUUUUACUGUUUUUGCAUUCAAUGAUGAGGCUCUCGGAACCAAUGUUAGACAUGGAAAUGGCAAACUACAGUGAAGUUUUAGACCCAACGUAUACUGCACUGGAGUUCGAAACUAUGCAGAUUCUAUAUAAUGGCAAUGACAAUUCAGGAGAAGCUCUCAACAUGAAUGCUGCUGACAGCGGGGUCAGUAGUCUCUGUGCAAUAUGUGGAGAUAGAGCGACCGGAAAACAUUAUGGUGCUUCCAGUUGUGAUGGAUGCAAGGGGUUCUUUAGACGCAGUAUACGGAAAAGUCAUGUUUAUACAUGCAGAUUCAACCGGCAAUGUAUUGUUGACAAGGACAAAAGGAAUCAGUGCAGAUAUUGUCGUUUAAAAAAGUGUUUUCGAGCAGGAAUGAAAAAAGAAGCUGUACAAAAUGAACGGGACAGGAUAAGUACAAGAAGAAACACUUUUGAUGGCUGCAACAUUCCCUCUAUCAGCACACUGUCACAAGCUGAGACACUCUCCCGUCAGAUCUCAAUCUCCAGUCCUGGUGCAGGCACUGACGUAAAUGUUAAGAAAAUUGCUGGUAUUAGUGAUGUCUGUGAAUCUAUGAAGCAACAACUUUUGGUCCUUGUGGAAUGGGCUAAAUAUAUUCCAGGCUUCUGUGAAUUGCCAUUGGAUGACCAGGUUGCCCUGCUAAGAGCACAUGCUGGGGAACACCUGUUGCUUGGAGCAGCAAAACGGUCCAUGGGGUAUAAGGACAUUUUACUUUUAGGUAACAAUUAUAUAAUCCAUCGCAACAGUUCUGAAGUAGAGAUCAGUCGAGUGGCAAAUCGGAUUUUGGAUGAACUAGUUCGACCCUUCCAGGAAAUUCAAAUAGAUGACAAUGAGUAUGCUUGCUUGAAAGCAAUUGUGUUUUUUGAUCCAGAUGCAAAGGGCCUGAGCAAUCCAAUCAAGAUUAAGAACAUGCGGUUCCAAGUCCAGAUCAGUUUAGAGGAUUACAUCAAUGACCGUCAGUAUGACUCCCGAGGAAGGUUUGGAGAACUUCUGCUUCUAUUGCCUACACUCCAGAGCAUCACCUGGCAAAUGAUUGAGCAAAUACAACUGGUCAAACUAUUUGGAAUUGUUAAAAUCGACAGUUUGCUUCAGGAAAUGUUACUGGGAGGUACUUCUAAUGAUGCCAGUCAUCUACAUCAUCCAGUACAUCCUCAUUUAGCCCAGGAUCCAUUAACUGGCCAAACUAUCCUCAUAAGUUCAAUGUCUGCUCCUGUACAUGCAGAACAGAUUUCAACUCCAGAAACUCCAUUACCUUCCCCUCCUCAGGGCUCUGGGCAAGAGUACAAAAUGUCUACGAAUCAGGCUUCAGUCAUUGCACAGCAAUCUAUUUUGAAACAAAAACCAUUGUGAUAAUGUUUCUCUCUCUCUCUCUCUCUCUCUCUCUCUCUCUCUCUCCCCCUUCCAUCCCUCCUUCCCUCCUUCCAUCCUUUUUAUGCACUAGAUAAAUUGUUAGGACACUUGCACAUUUAAUAUCUCAGGAUAAUAAAGGAGAUUAUUCCCUCGGCAGCCACUACUGUGGGUGUUUCUCAUGACUUUUCUUGCAUGAUUCAGAAAGUAAUACUGUUCUCACUGCAACAUGCAACUGUAACUGUGGAUACUGCAGUCUGAGAAAUAUGUAUGCAAGUUGAUAUUAUUUUUAGAACUUUUACUGCACAUAUUCAUUUUUUAUUUCCUGUUUUAGUUGUCAUCUUAAUAUUAUUGUUUUAGAUGUGUAUAUAAUUUUUUUCAUUGUGACUGAACUGGUUAGUGCUUGUUUAGCUGUGAAUAGUAGACAUGAAAAAGUGGGUUAAUCGAACACAAGCCAAGAUUCCAUAAAUAAUAAAACAGUAAAAGUAGAUGUAUUAAAUAAAAAGGAGAAAAUACUUAAUGGACAGAAAUAUCCAAUUCAUUUUAAAAAUCCUAAUAUGGAAGAACUGUGUUCUUCAACUAAAAUUUCAACAAAAGGUUUGAAUGUGUUAAAUAAAAUUCUCCUAUCUUAUCUAUUGGUUUGAAUGAAUCAAAGGGCCCACUACAUGCAAAUAUGUUUGAGGUUUUGCAUACACAAUAAUGUCUAUAUUAGUCAAUUAAACAGUACCAAGAUAUGGGUGCAGGCACCAGUAGGCUUGCAUUUAUAUUGUUAAACUGUUAGAAUGGGACCUGGUGUGCUUUUGGUCAGGACUAACUAGUACUCUCCCAGUUUUUGGGCAUGCUUUGCAAGUUAGGCCAGUCUAGGGACACUUUUCACUAGGCACUUUGGGCAUGGCCACCUUUCUUUUGGGGCUCAGAGAGUAUAACAGUAUGAAUAUGUUCUGACCAUGCCACUUGACCUCAGGGCUGGAGAGUAGACUUUUAUUGUUUAAUUUGCUAGGGUAUAUGUAGUCACUGUGUUUAUUUGCCUAACAGGCUUGCGAAUGCAUGUUUUAGCCAUCACUCUGAACUUUACAUACAGAGUAGUCAUAGUUAGGUAGUUAUUAUGUGUCUGGAGAGAUACGGCUUACUAACUGAAGUGGCAAACACACAAAAGUUUAGCUCCAUGUGUUCCUGGUUUGAGCCACAGUAUUUCAAGCCAGAAGACAGCCAGCACACAAAUUAAUUAGUCUCUGGAUUUCAAACUCUUAUAGUUUUCAGAAGCUUAUGAUGAACCCUCUAUUUAAUGUGAUGAGCCCCUUCUGCUCCUCUUUCUCUAUUUCCAGUUUGGGGGGAUCCAACAGUGACUAAACUUCUGUGUCUGGAGUCUAUAAAAUCCCAUCUGGAUUUGCACCCUCUGGAUUUCACAAAUGAGACCUUGUGACACAUGCUCACUUGGGCAUACGUUCACUCAUAGUUAGAAUUUGUGAAAAUGAUCUAAGCUGAUAUAUAAAGUGAUUCUAUUGCUCAUACAAUAUUGACAUCAUAAGAAAAUCGCCACUUUGCACAUUUUAUUUAUUCCAGACAGCAAUGAUUUUCCCUUUGUGCUUUAAAGUAAACGUUCUUCCCAGAAGCUGUGUAAUAGAACAACAGGGAAACAAGGAAUGACAUUUUGUGAUUUGCUGAACUAUUGAAAUGAAAAAAAAAACCCAAAAACCACUAGAGUCAGAAAUUCUACGAGGUGAGAUGUUGAUCAUCCUGAGCCAGACACCUGCAUUAUAACCAUAGCAUCAGAAGUUCAUACAUCUACCAUAGCAUAGUUAAACCUAUGGCUUUUAAAGUUAUUCAAACAAACUAAUAUGACCCUAGAGAUACUUUUUCACAAAAAGGAAUGCAACACAGUAAAUGCCGUGCUCAUCUGAACAUUCAAAAGGCUUUAAUAAGAUUAUGCUUACCAUCAGGUAGAUGCUGUGUUUCUUCAGGCUAUUUUGAAGUAGUUGCUUGUGAACUUAAAUCUGCAUAUAGUAGCUCUCAAUGUUUACCUUUUGCUUUUUAGAGAAAGUUUUUCCUUAUGCAAAGAAUGUUUUUCUUUUUGCUGGUUACUUUUUAUUUUUUGCCAAUGCAUUUCUCCUUUUUCAAGGCUUUUUUAGCAUGAGUUUUUAUGACAGAAUAAAGUACCAAAGUUUUGCCAUUAACUUUAGGAGGAUCAGGACUGCGUUAUUUUUACAAGUAAGCCACCAGUGCUUUUUGAUCACACACAUAAAGCGUGCAUGAAAGCUAACUGACUGGGGUCACUUUGUGUACCUGCUAUAGGAAGAGUGUUUUUGCCCAGCUGGAUCUGCAUGCCUUUACUGGAUCGGAUUAAUUAAGUCAGACGCAUAAACAAGGUGGGUUUUUUUCUGGCUUAAAACAUUUGACUGAAAAUAAAGUUAGUCCAUAAGUUGGCCACCUUUGCCUUAUAUAAGCAAUGCACAGAGUAGCUUAUUGGAUUUAGUUUUCACACUGUAGUUUAGAUAUCAGAUGUACAAUAAAAUGCUUUCACACACUGCCAAAAUGUACUGGAUGAAACAUACUUUAGUAUUUUAUCUUACUGAAAGCUGUUAUCUAUUUUGUAUGGUAUACUACAUUUUUGAAUAAGAACACCACUGUAAUUUAUUGGGAAAAGUUGAUUUAUUUUAUAAAUGUAACAUUAUUUUUGUAAAUGUAAUUAUGCAAAAUCAAAGAUGAUUAGCUUUGUUAAAUAUUAAAUUAUAAUAAAAUGUAACAUUAUAUGUUUGAACUCUGAUACCAAGUUUUUGUGUUGAAUAUUUGGAAUACAGAUGGUUGCUGGAAAUGUUUCAAAUGGACUGUUUUUCAUCAAAGCUCAAUAAAGAAAAAUGAAUGGUCUAAAUAUCA